AACUCAGCAAGUGGGCGGAGCUUGUGGUUGAAGACACAAACACAAACAUGGCGUGGAGCAGUUGCAUCGUAAACUGGACCAGAAUAAACCAAAUCCCUGCAAAAAACAUCACGUGGCGAGCUUCCAGGCUCGACUUUUACUGUCAAGCGAUUCGUGGUUUCCGUCGUCACUCUAAAAGGCCAGAAACAAAGAAAGGCGAUGCCAGACAUGAAACACACACCAACAACAUUGGACCUCCGGAAAGCCCACAAGGACCGACACUUCGCCCUCAUGUCCCCCGGCCCAAGCUACUCAGGCCUCUGCUGUUCACACUGGGGUUUACAGGCUGCUCUUUUGGUGCCGCGGCCAUUCUGCAAUCCGAGAACACUAAGUCGAGAGUACGAACUUUAAAGGACCAAGAGGAGUCCGAGAACCUCUUAGCGGGUUCCCCCGACAUGGCGUACUGGCAUGACUGGUGGAACCAACUGACGGUCUUCCAGCGCCAGCUCAUCAUCCUCAUGUCUGUGGUGGACGACUUCUGGGGCAGACGCACUGAAGGCCAGAGGACCGUCACUGGUAUUAUCGUGGCCAACGCAUUGGUGUUGUGCUGCUGGAGAAUCCCCUCGCUGCAAAGGACCAUGAUGAAAUAUUUCACUUCAAACCCCGCCGCCAAGAGUCAGUGCCUUCCUAUGGUCCUGUCCUCGUUCAGUCACUACUCCAUCUUCCACUUGAUGACCAACAUGUACGUCCUGUGGACAUUCUCCUCAGGGGUCGUCUCGCUCUUAGGGAGGGAGCAGUUUCUCGCCGUCUAUAUGUCAGCCGGUGUUAUUUCCACAAUGUUCAGCUACGUCUGUAAAACAGCCUCUGGACGCAUCUUCCCUUCAUUAGGAGCGUCAGGUGCAAUCAUGGCAGUGGUAGCUGCGGUCUGUUUCAAAGUGCCAGAUGCUAAACUGAGGGUCAUUUUCCUCCCUAUGGUCAUGUUCACAGCGGGAAAUGUGCUGAAAGCUGUUGUUGCUCUGGAUAUGGCUGGCUUGCUGUUGGGAUGGCAGAUGUUUGACCAUGCGGCUCACAUCGGCGGAGCUCUCUUUGGCGUCUGGUAUGUGACGUACGGUCACAAACUGAUCUGGGGCAAGAGGAACUCGGUGGUCAAGAUGUGGCACAACAUUCGCCCCCCUGGUGGCGACGGGUCGAGGCCUGGAGGCGGGUCUGGGAUGGAUAACAAGGAUAGACCACCUGGACCCAAAUGAAACUCGCUGGGAUCCCCGAAGAAAACGUCAUCCCUCUCAGGAUAUGCAAGCAGCCAACCCAGGGCUCACACGGAUUCUUAAAGGCCAUAAAAAUCCAUAAAAAAAGACGUUGUAAAAUUAUGUUCUGAAUUGACCUCAUUUU
Hippocampus comes (tiger tail seahorse) is the source of this 1368-nucleotide messenger RNA. Its product is annotated as presenilins-associated rhomboid-like protein, mitochondrial. Gene Ontology annotation, molecular function: serine-type endopeptidase activity. Lineage: Eukaryota; Metazoa; Chordata; Actinopteri; Syngnathiformes; Syngnathidae. The transcript is spliced from 10 exons. The record is from RefSeq and is a predicted model, not a curated record. Gene Ontology annotation, cellular component: membrane. Bases 48 to 1226 code for a protein of 392 amino acids.